Messenger RNA from Hemiscyllium ocellatum (epaulette shark), 479 nucleotides. RefSeq names its product RNA-binding protein MEX3B-like. The transcript has a single exon. NCBI's taxonomy places the organism in Eukaryota, Metazoa, Chordata, Chondrichthyes, Orectolobiformes, Hemiscylliidae. The annotation marks the transcript as partial. The record is from RefSeq and is a predicted model, not a curated record.
UGAGCCCGAAUCUGGAGAAAGGGGGUGGAGCUGUGGGGUAGGAGAGGGAGAAAGCGCGUGUGCGCGCUAUCCCGGAGCUAGGCGGGGUGAGCGGGAAGGCACGAGCCCGAGGGACGCACAGACAGACAGAGAGAAGGGGGUGGGGGUUGCGCGCCCGCGAGAGCGAGCCCGGACUCUCGCACAGCUAGAGCGAGCCAGCCAGCCGGCCGGGCGGCCGCGGGAUGCCGGGCUCCAUGUUCUCCGAGAUGGAGCCUGUCAGCGAAGCUGGCGGCGAAAAUGUGAGCAGCGGCGGCGGCGGUGGUGGUAGUGGCGGUGGUACCGGUACGGUUGUCGGCGCGAGUGGAGCCGCUACAGUCACUGCCACCGCCGCCGGGACGGAAGAGGAGCAGAAAUCGUUGCGGCUCGCCUUGGAUCACCUCUCCAUCUUGGGGCUGGGGGAGGAAGGAGACGGCCUCUUGGGCGAGGGAGGAGGAGGAGUG